Messenger RNA from Lithohypha guttulata, 399 nucleotides. RefSeq lists its product as uncharacterized. Lineage: Eukaryota; Fungi; Ascomycota; Eurotiomycetes; Chaetothyriales; Trichomeriaceae. The coding region runs from base 1 to 399 and encodes 132 amino acids. The record is from RefSeq and is a predicted model, not a curated record. The transcript is spliced from 2 exons.
AUGGAGGCCGAAACUGCAUCGAGAGAUGUGCCACACGAAGGAGAGGAGCUUGCCUAUGGUGUUGCUGAGAUGAGUAUCAACACUAAGACGCCGAUCGACUGGAGUGUGGACAUAGGUAGCAGGACAAAUUAUGGGUCGACUCGCGAUGCUGGAAUCUCGAGAGACUUCGAAAUCGAGUUCAUGGACGUGGUGCCGCCAAUGGACAGUGAGACAGAAGAUGAAGCUGAUGAUAGCGGCACGAUUACAGAUGAUUAUGAUGCGGAUAGCUCAGAGGCAGAACAUGGCCCACGACCGGUAUUCAACCGCGAGCGGUAUGGAUCAGUUACAGGUGAUGGCCGGUCGGAUCCUGGUGAAGAGGAAGCCGGUGCUGGCAUUGUGCAUGUCAACUUCAGCGCUUGA